This is a messenger RNA of Tribolium madens (black flour beetle), 690 nucleotides long. Its product is annotated as group 3 secretory phospholipase A2. Bases 18 to 647 code for a protein of 209 amino acids. The record is from RefSeq and is a predicted model, not a curated record. The transcript is spliced from 3 exons. Gene Ontology annotation, biological process: phospholipid metabolic process; arachidonate secretion. Lineage: Eukaryota; Metazoa; Arthropoda; Insecta; Coleoptera; Tenebrionidae.
AAAAUGACUCGAUUCGAAUGGUCUAUUUUCACGACCAGACUGUGGCCAUCGUGGAGUUGGAGCCCGACAAGUUGCUGCUGAAUUGCGAGCUGAUUGAAGUCUACCAGCCCGAAGACGCCAUCAAGGCCCUCGGAGACUUCCAGCACGUCUCCCGCCCCGUCGCAAUCUCCUUCAAAGAAAUGACAACUUUAAUGCGGCAAUGCCAGCAAGUCGAAGACAGCAAAUCAGCCCACGAGCUUUCCAAAAACAUCACUGCACACCCGAUCGCUGGUCGGGGAAUCCUCGCCAACAACCCGUUUGUCCUCCUCAGCGGCAUCAUCCCCGGGAAGAAAUGGUGCGGCACGGGUGACAUCGCCAAGGACUACUACGACCUGGGGGCCGAACCCACCGUCGAUAAGUGUUGCAGAGCUCACGAUUUGUGCCCCGUCAAAGUSAGGGCUUUUUCGCAAAGAUAUAACAUCACGAAUGAUUCGUUAUAUACGAAAUCGCAUUGCUUGUGCGACGAUCAGUUGUACUCGUGUCUCAAGGAGAAUCCAUCACCGACGGCGCAUAUCAUGGGGACCAUUUAUUUUAAUUUAGUGCAAAUUCCGUGUUUGGAGGAUACGCAAAAUGGGAAAGUUUUCAGGAAGCCGAAAGAGAAGUUCUAAGCUCAAUCAAGUGCCUAAUUUUAAUAAAUUAUUUUAAGUAAAA